Molecule: messenger RNA, 2264 nt
Organism: Nematostella vectensis (starlet sea anemone)
Lineage: Eukaryota; Metazoa; Cnidaria; Anthozoa; Actiniaria; Edwardsiidae
Product: T-cell activation inhibitor, mitochondrial
Exons: 8
Coding region: 181-1575 (464 amino acids)
Cellular component (GO): mitochondrion
Source: RefSeq, a predicted model, not a curated record
UUCUUUUCAUCUUUUUAAAAAUCUAUUUUGAUAUAGCGUGUAUCGUAUCGUUUCUUCGAUAUUUUGGGCAAACAUUACUGCCCAUUUGCUCGUCAAACAUAAACAGAAACCCUUCGUUGAUUAUUAAUGACGUUUUGGCGGGGAGUGACUUGAAACAGCCUUCGACCCUCCAGUGCUAUAAUGUUCCCGGGACUUCCAUUUCUAAGGGUAAAGGCAAGAUCACUUGGUACCACCCUUACCGCCAGGCUCCUCUCAAAUCAGCAAACCAAGGCGGCAUUGAAGCCCUUCUACUUUGCCGUCCAUCCGGAUCUGUUUGGCCAGCACCCAACACAGCGGGCGACAAACGAAGACUCCUUGAAGCGGCUGAACUCGUAUAUAGAUAACCUCGAGAAUAAGUACCCCGUUAGUCCCACCCACCUAACCUUCUACAUCAAAGAUGACGAGCAAGUAGAACAAGAGAAGUUCAAAACAGUGCGCAUAUCCCUCUACUCGCGUGACCUUGGCUACACUGUCAGUCAGAUUCUCAAAUCAUGUGGGAUGAUCAAAGACUUUGUGGCCGUUGAUCCCGUCUCAACCCCAGGUUCUCUCGACUGGCUGCAAGUGUAUAGUAAAUAUGGAGAUAAGUGGAAUGCCCACAAGUUCCACAAAAAGCCGGAAAUCACUCUUCAUAGUUUCCUCGAUACCCACAGCGAAGAGUCACGUGACAAGCUGCGCAAUAGCCUUCGUGAUUGCGAAGAGGUCUCACGCCUAUCACGUGACGUGUGCGAGGAGUUCGGACUUGCGGAGAUGAAAAUGGACUGUGGUUGGAGUUGUUCCGCGUGCCUCGGCUCACUCAGGAACUUUACUCAGCUGUGCCGUGAGAAGAGACACGAGAUUCUUACUGGGCGUCGCCUGCACUUCACAAGCUGGACGGGGGUAGACCCCACAGGGCGUGUCAUGUUGGGCAUUCAAGAUGUGCCGCAGUUCUGGCUUUCGCUCUUCGGCUCUCUUGAGGAUUAUGAUGUCUUAGUGCAUCAGGUACCAUUAUGGGAGGCACGUUUGUCCACAGCUCUGGGUGGUCUGAGGAUCCACCACUCUCCUUCCUCUCCCUCUGUGGCUGUCACCGAAUACCUCCACAACCUACACAGACUGGUUAUGGGGCUGAGGAGACUAAACUACGGCAGGACGGGACAUGCUGUCAAUCCCGGCACCUACAAGGACUUGCAUGCUAGUGUACUGAGUCCUUCUGGCUCAUUGACACUCUCAUCUUGUGGUGAAAUCCGUAUUCCUGCAUCAACACCAGGAGAUAUCUUGCUAAAAUUCCUUGAAAAAAGUGCACUGCUGGCUCAUCAGCGGCGACAGGAUAGCCACAGAAUUGCAUCACAAGAGGAACAGCUGAUCUCACACUGUAUGAACACCUUGUCGCUUCACUUGCUGACACGUGACGAGUGUGUCAGCGCACACGAGAUGAUCACUUGCUGUAACAGACUUGCAAAGCUACCAGCCAAGUCACUUAGUGGGCUAAGACUGGUCAUAUCUAAGUACUACCAUGCCAACAGUGACGGCACUCUUUGUAUUCCUUGGGAUUGGAAAUAGCUGUAAUAAUCUAUAAUUCAGGAAUCUUUGCUUGAAGAUGGUAAAAGUCAAGUCAUGGAAUUUAACAAUUAUCAAACAGAACAAACUCCCUUGAUAUGCUGCAGGGACUGACAACUGUCCAUUGUAAAUAAGUAAGAUAUAUGGUUGUCUUGCUUCAAUCCACUGAGCAGUGGCAGAACAUUUGUCAUGAAAAUAGACUAGGGGAACUGGGGGCAUCCUCCCCGUAGAAUGUCCCAUAAUAUGGUGCUUGUAGGUUCAUUUAAUAUGUGGUUUAACCACAAAGAGUUUAUGAUAGUCAAAAUAUAACUUUUAGGGGUGCACUAUGGCCCAUACAAUAAGUCCCUGUCCUUCACUAUAGUACUAGGCUUAAAGCUGGACUGUUCAUCAAAAGGAGGGGUGUUGCAAAAAGAAAGGGAAAGCUCAGAAAAACAUUAAAUUGAAUACACGGCAGCUGAAAAACUUUAUACUAUAACAAGGCUUGGAGGACCAUAGGUUAAAAGGGUAACAAAUUUGAGUCAGUCAAAUCAACUUAUUAGUGGAGUUGGCAAUUACAUUAUUUAAAUAUAUCUUGAAAAUUAUGGCAGCUGGUUGCUUAAGUUUAUUUGAAUGCAAAUAUUUCAAUAAAUAUUCGAUAAAACCUGUUUUAUAUUGUACAGAGAUCAAUAAAUAAAAUUUGUGCAAAAAAUCAA